Colletotrichum godetiae is the source of this 1179-nucleotide messenger RNA. RefSeq lists its product as uncharacterized. Bases 1 to 1179 code for a protein of 392 amino acids. Lineage: Eukaryota; Fungi; Ascomycota; Sordariomycetes; Glomerellales; Glomerellaceae. The transcript is spliced from 4 exons. The record is from RefSeq and is a predicted model, not a curated record.
AUGGACAACAGUGGAAGUGACAGCCAUGGCACUAGUCUAAAGCUUGAUGUAAUUGACUUUCAAUCCACGUACACCCCCGUUAAUCUCGAGGAGACCGAAGAAAACUUACGUGACGAUACUUACCAAGGGAGCGAGUCUUCGAUAGUUGAAAACGACGGCGGAUCUACCCCUAGUCACCUCGUCGGUAGCGCCACUGUCGAUGAUGGGGAUUUUCAAGACCCAGAAAAUGAUUCAGGCGACAAUGAGGCCGUUUAUGUCCAUACGGGAGUUCCAGAUAACCCCAAGAACCCAUCUUGGCGACUCGGUGAUGCCAACACGCGCCCUUCGAUCGCAGCUUCCUCUCGCAACCCAACGAGCGGGGAGAUAUUGCGCGCAAACGACACAUCGGGACCAUUCUGCAGACAUUGCAAAGAUAAUAGCAAGCGUUCUAGCCAGAAGUAUAGAGCGGGAAUCUCGCCAUUAUACUGCUCAGGUUGCCGUCGAGGCCAUCCAUCUUCCCUUUUCUCGGCAAAGCAGCGACAAAAGGAGUCCAACAAGCGAAUCUGCAUAGGCCGAGAGGGACAUAUCAGACUCUGCGAGCACAAGACGUUUGGCUGGGACGAGUUGUGCAUAUUUCUUCGACAACCAAUGCGGAUACGAGCAUCGCAUGCCCAUCUAAGAAGUUCGAACAGUCCAGCCGUGAUAGGGACACACAAUGAAGUCAAGGCAAUAUUCGGGCGUGAAAAUCACUACGCGUCCUGGGCCAGUGUCAUUGGUCUCGACAAGAGGGCCCACGUAAAGAUUUCCGCAUUCAAGCUAAGAGAACAACCGGGCUGGAACCCGUUUGCAAACGAGUGCCCUCGUGAAAUUUCCCAUACAUCCAAGACAGAGAAGUGGCUACGAGUACUAAUCUCAGAAGGCAGCUUACCACAGAGUGUGUCGUUGGUCAGGAGACUCUCGCGCUGUACCGAGCACGAUGGCUGUAUCAUCUUGCCCCACAGGCGCAAGAUAGAGCUACGCUCGUCUAAUGCCAGGGUGUUGGAGCAUUACGACUCGCAAUGGUACCAGGCUUUGGACCCCGCAUCUCAUAAUCUAGUCGAAGACAUCGAGUUCAAGGCUGUAACGUGGUGCGAGGAGGCGAGGUGUCGGAAUUUCCACGGGUUUCGGGAUCAUGCCAGUGUGGGCAUCUCGACAAAAUGA